UCAAAGUGUUAAACUUGGUUAAAUUACACUUGAUUCUUACACGUUUCCGGAAUAUUCUUUAUUACGACCAAUGAGUUUAUUAACGGAAGAUCAUCAAUCUAUUCAAGAGUAUGAAAAAUCGUUAAAUUGUUUAAUAGCAGAGAAAACUGAAAUUGUUCUGUCAGAGACAACAAUUUACUUUAAUUCUGAAUCCAAUACCAAUCUUAAGAAUCCUGCAUUAUCAAUUAUAUCUAAAAAGAGUAUCAUAAAAACGGAGUCGUUAAAAACAAUAUUAAUAGCAAAUCCGGAAGUUGUUGAGUUCUGUAACUGUGAAGCUCAUAAAACUUAUAAAAAAACAGUGAUCGUGCAGAACAUUGACACACAGUUGGCGCGAUUCACAAUCAAAAGCAGACCCGCAAAGUCAGCCUUCACUGUUUUUGUCGAGUCGAAGAAUGCCGAAAAGGAAAAUAUCGCACCAGGAAUGCACGUAAGACUAGUCAUACAUUUUCGAUGCGAUGUUGUUGCUGAAUGUGAAGAAUCAUUGAUGCUGGCCGUUCAAAAUGGCCAAUCGGUUGUUAUUAAGUUGAAGGCUCAUCGAGAUCCUCCUAUUUUGAGAGCUUUCGAACAAAUACAUUCAACCUCGUCCUUUAGAAAACGACUCCACGAAAGCUCACUGUCAGACUCUGGUGCAUUAAUUGACGAUUCAUAUUCCUUCAGGUCGAAGUCGUUUUCUAGCGACAAAAGUUCUACGGAAUACACCGACAGUAUUAGCAGUAGUUAUACUUCAUGCGGUGGUUUAACACAAUCGACUUUUGACUGUAAAAAAUGUUUUGUAGGAGAGUUUGCAAUUGUUUCCACAGUUUUCAAAAACAAUGGUGGAAAUGCAAGAUUUUUCAUAAUGAGUGAAAUGGAUUGGUGCUCCAUGAGAAUCAAUGAUGUUACUAUGAAAAAUAUAUUGAUAGUUUCUCCUUUUGCGUUUUGGCCAGCUUACUUUGAAUUGAAAAAAGACGAGCAAGUAACUUUAUACACUUACUUUUUCCCUGAUUCUUACGGUUUGCAGGCAGACGAAUUGUACGUUGUUAGUGACAAUUGCGCAAUAAAAACGAUUGAAGUUGUUGGUGAUGGAAUUAUACUAGAGCCUCAACUCAUACUGUUCGACAAAAAUAUUAAAUAUCAAUGGUUUGAAACAAGAAAACACGAAUUAUGCACAAUACUUUACUUGGAUCUUGGUUCUGGUACCUCUAACAAAGUAUUAACAACCACAUUUACCGUUACGAGCAAAUGUGAGCUGGACUUGCAUUAUCGAUGGGAAAUAAAUAGUAUUUUGCUUUGUCCAGACGAGUGUCAUUAUACUAUUAGUAGAAAAGCUUUGAACGUGAAUAAAUUAAAAAUCCAGCCGAGCUACGGAAUUUUUCAAUCCAAUUCAAUUACGACGUUCACGGUGAUGACUAAUUUAUGCAAUCUGGCGCCUGAUCAGUAUCGAUCGACUUUGCAAUUAAUUAUUGAAGAUGUGCCAUUUGCCGCAAUCCCCAAAAAAUAUAACUAUGCGUAUCAAAACAGCAUAGCGAAUCGACGUUUGUGUGAAAAUACAGUAGAUGUAUAUUUUCAAAAUCUCGAAGUACGUCUAAAAUGUAUAUCAGAAGAUUCUGACGAUAAAAAGUAUGAUAAAAUCGACAGGAUAGAAGACCACGCGAAGGGGGACACUUUUAUGACAAUGAUGAAUUUCACAGAUAUGUCUUUACUGUCCGAUGACAUGUUUCCACCAGAUCCACCCGAAUCGAACACUUCGAGAAGUGACGACGUUUGUCGGUUUAUAAAGGGCUAUGGAACUUGCGAUUGUUGUCAAGCGACAUUGGUUAGCACUGCAGUGCUAAGGCCUGGAGGACCACUUUUCGUGGGAGUGGAAGCAAAAUUUUCUGCCGUUCUUUGUAAUAGAAGUUCAAAACCAGUGAAGUAUUGGUGGAGUAAUGCCGUAGGAUCCGAUCAUACCAAGAUAAAAAUGAAAAUCGAUCCCAAGUAUGAUUGCAUUUUACCCCACUCGUCGCAAAUUGUAACGUUAAAGUGUCUUCCGUUGGAAACCGGCAAUGUCUCGUCGAUAUUUUUACCCUGUCAAUUCAAUGGAACGAACCCACUAGUCUUAUCAUUUGAAUGCACAAUCAAGGCAUUGCGUGUUGCCUUUUUCUUUCCUUUGACUUAUGAAGACAAUUUCUUAAACGAGACAAUUCGUAUUGAAUGGAAUUCCGAUGAAUAUUUGUCAAAGUUUGAUAAAGAGACUGGUGAGAUAAAAUUGUUCAAACCACGACUAAUAGAAGAAAAAGUGAUCCACACCGUUGAGCUGAAUAGCAGUGAAUCGCUACAACUGACUGAUAUGGAUACGAUAACGUCAGGCAAUAGUUACGAAAAUGAAGAAGAUAUUUUUAGCAAUGAAGAUAUUACAGUAAGCAAACAUGAUAAAAUUAACAAUGAGCAUGAAUUUAACGAUAGCGAAGAUAGCAAAAACUAUGUAACCGAAUGCCGUGCCGUUGAUAAUACAGACAAUACUGAAUUAAGUCAUAUUGACUUGGUUUCGAAUUUGUUCCGCUAUGAAGAAGAAUCAUUGACAGAAGCAGGAACAUCCUUUGAUAGUAACGAAAAUAUGGAAAACUUGAAAAUAUUACCUUAUCUCGAUUUUUAUUCUGAUUUGAUAAGGAAAAAUUUUCGCUACUUACCACUUGUUAUUGAAUUUCACAUAACGUCUGGACAAAGUAAAAGAAAACGAAUUUAUUUGCAAAACGAAAGUCCCAUAGCUAGUUAUUUUUUUGUAAAAACUAAACAGUCUUGGCGUGAUGAUAAAGACGAAGCUGAUAAAGAUUCUAUGUUAGAUGAAUCAAAAGAAUUGAUGUCAGGCAUUACAUUAAAAGUUGAUCCCUUGAACGGUGAAAUAGGAUCUUACGAAGCAGUUUUCUUUGACGUAAUUGCCAGCAGCAAUACUUGGGGAAUAUACACUGAUCAAAUCACUGUUAACAUUGAUUUGUUACCUUCUUAUACCUUCUGGGUUCGCAUCAUUAACGGCAACUCACCGAUUUCUUAUCCUAUUUGCGGAAACUCCUCGAACCAAACACCAAAAAUACGAUUCAACGUUUUCAAAUCUGGCUGUGCUUUCGGGAGAAGAAAACUUUUGGUUGAAAACACAAGUUCGAUUCCGCUGUACGUCGAUUGGCAUUCUUUCUUAAUUAAUGAAAGCAUCAAGGAAAAACCAUUUAGUUUGAUUCUGGAAAUGCUUACACCAUUCAUCGGCAUAGACGAAUUUUUGCUCACAAAUCCAAGUUUCUAUCAUGCUAUUAAAAAAUUUUUUAGUUGCGCUUUAAAUCCAUACCAAAGUAAAGAAAACAAAAUUCAAGUUAACACCGGCCAAGUUAGCAGUGGUAGCGAUAUUUUUGGACACAGGAAUAAGACGCACGUUCAAAAUAGCGCUUCGUUGGAUAGUCAAUUAUCCGUAUUGAAAAUUAGUACUGACGAGUUCGGCGAUUCGGAAAAUAAUGUCAAAUCAACUACCAGUACGUUGCAUCUUUUACCGAAUAACAUAACGAUUAAAAAAUCAAAAGACACCGAGUUCCAGCUGUGUUUGGUUCCCUAUUACGGAGAUUCAACGAGUGACAUCGUUUUAAUAACCCCCAAAGAACUGUUUUUACCUCCAAAAGAAAAACGCUACAUCUAUAUCAAUGUAAAUACCGACAAAUUCACUGGAAAUGUCGAAAAAAUCGCGUGCAAAAUUUGUGGAUUUAUAAGGAUACCGCCACUUUUUAAAUACAGGGAUAACGUAUUUUUUCGAAAAGAUGGUUAUUAUUUGCCACCUACAGAAGUUGAUUUGGAAUGUAGUAUUAGGAAUCCCAGCUUGUUUAUACAGACUGAUAAGUCUCAAUGUAUUUUUGAAUUUUUCACCAAAGAUUUCUUGCAACAAGCUAAUAACAAGUUGCACGUUAAGAAAAAAGUUUUACUAAAAAAUUUUGAAGAAGAAAUUAUAGAACUUGCACUUGACAUUCCUCAACCUUUUCAAAUAUAUCGUGUAAGGACAGAACGUGAGACUUUUCGUAGUAGACGUGGAUCGGUACACCCUGGCGAAAGUAUGGAGAUUGCAAUUAAAUGUACACUUGAUAAAGGCUGGUUAGCAAAGAAAAUGAAUUCAAGUAAGAAUGGCAAUUUUAGCACGAUUGACGUAAAUAAACAAUUGACAAUUAUUUAUAAAGAAGGAUUUACGAAAGCAGUUCCAGUGUUUAUGAAAAUUCAUUUUCCUACUCUCAAAUCUUCGAUUAACUCCUUAAACUUUGGUGAAGUAAUUGUAGGAGAGUCUAAAAGUCUCACAUUUGAAAUAAAAAAUAUGCAAGAUAGAUCUCAACAAUUUGAACUUCAAAGCCGUGCGAAUAACGAGAUAUUUACACUUUAUCCUACCAAAGGUUUGCUAGCAGCUCGCGGAAUCGCGAAUAUUGAUGUAAUGCAAAUUAUGGCGCGUUUCACCCCGAAGAAACCUGGAAUAUUCAAAGGAGCGAUAGACAUUGUUUCAGGAAUUGACGGUAUCGUAUCAAAAUGUUCCUGGGAAGGUCAGGCGCAUUUAUAACGAGAAAAUUCUCCUUUUAUGAAAG
Messenger RNA from Nasonia vitripennis (jewel wasp), 4598 nucleotides. RefSeq lists its product as uncharacterized. Gene Ontology annotation, biological process: negative regulation of cell population proliferation. The coding region runs from base 71 to 4573 and encodes 1500 amino acids. The transcript has 28 exons. The record is from RefSeq and is a predicted model, not a curated record. NCBI's taxonomy places the organism in Eukaryota, Metazoa, Arthropoda, Insecta, Hymenoptera, Pteromalidae.